AUGGCCCCUCCGCCAAAAUAUGAAGAUCCACGCAAAGUGGAUCGUACCCUUUUACAGGAACAGAAAAGAGAGGAAAGCGAAGAAAUCGAAGAGGAAAUCGUGGAGACAUCCGACGAAACCGACGAGGACAUGGAGACAGAAGCCCCGGCAGGGAGAGGAACAGCGAAAAGGGCUGGGAGGACAGAAGACGCGAGCGACGACGAGGACAAAGCAAAAGACGAAAAGGUAGCCAUAGAAGAGAUUCUAAAACAGAUGCAGGAAGAGGCAGAAAAGAUAGACCAACAAAGGGCAAAAAAGGAGGAAGAGAUGGCAAAAAAGGAAGAAAAGAUGGCCCUACAAUUGGCAAAAAAGGACGGAGAGAUAGCUCGACAAAGAGAAAUGAUGACGAAGAUGACUAACCGGAUGGAUGAACUGAUCAACGAGCUGAGAGAAGUUCGGAAAGCCCUGGAGGUAGAGAAACAGAAAAGGCACAGCCGAGAAUCGAAAAAAAAAUCCAACGGCCGAAAAGCCACCGCAGUAUAA
Molecule: messenger RNA, 522 nt
Organism: Diabrotica virgifera virgifera (western corn rootworm)
Lineage: Eukaryota; Metazoa; Arthropoda; Insecta; Coleoptera; Chrysomelidae
Exons: 1
Coding region: 1-522 (173 amino acids)
Source: RefSeq, a predicted model, not a curated record